CCUUGUUUCAGGCCGCCUACAUCAUUCACGUAGUUUAAAGAAUUGGGUUAGAAGCGCCUGCAGUCCAGUGUUCUUGUGCAAGAUCAGCAGGUUUUACAAGGGGAAAAGUGCACUGCAGCCACGAGUGAAAAAGAUCCAUUAGAUGGGAGUUCGAUUGAUUCCUUCGCGUAAUCUGAAAAGGGAAAUGAAUUACCGUGCUGAAAGAUCUUGAAAUUAUUUUAUAAGCGUGGAGAAUAAAGUUGCAUUUAUACUAACAAAAAACCAGAGGAGAGGAAUGGAGUAAUUGGGCAGAUCGUAACAGUCACACAGUACCUCGUCAUUUGAAAACAGAAAGAAACCACUGAGCAAGAGGUACUUAAAGAAAAUGAACGACUCUUUUGCUGCGAGUCUACUGAACCUGAACUACAGUUCUUUCAUCAACUAUGAUAGGUCUGAUGUGGAUUUGUCAAUGCCCAAUCUUCUUCGGGAACAGCCUUGGAAAAUUACGUUCAUUCUUCUUUUUGCCGUCGUGAUUUUUUUCGGAUUCUUUGAGAACCUCGCUAUUGUCAUUGUGAUCAUAAUCAACAAGCAGAUCCACACUGUUACUAACAUCUUCAUUUGUACCCUUGCUCUCUCCGAUAUCAUGCUUUGUGCGUUUAAUUUACCAUUCCAACUUCAUUACGGGAUCACCGACUUUUGGAAAUUUGGACCAGUGUUGUGUCGGAUCAUCAUCCCGAUGUUCACAAUGCCAGUGUUCGUCUCCACGUAUGCUAUGUUAAUGAUUGCCAUUGAGCGAUACAUCGUCAUCGUAUUUCCUUUUCGGAAGAAGAUUAACCAGAGACAAGCUGUGUGCAUUGUUAUCAUUAUUAUCUUAUUUGCGAUGACGUUUACCGUUCCCGCCAUUGUGCAUACCGAACUGAAAAUUGCCGAGUAUGACAUGCGACCUUUCAUUGAUGAGCAAAUAUACCGGCCCUUCUGUUUGGAAGUGUGGGAAGAGAAAGCGAGCAGAUUAUAUACAAUCUUUGGCUUUGCUUUUCAAUUCGUAAUACCGAAAACUUUGAUAUCUGUUCUGUAUUUCCAAAUAUACAAGGUCCUUAAAAGAAGACCAGUGAAGCGCAAGGAAACCAAACGGAAUUAUCAUAUAACAAGGAUUCUCGUCUCUAUCACUAUUCUGUUCACAUUAACCUGGUUACCAUUCCAAAUCUUCAGCAUCACUUUGUACUUCAGUCCAGAUUUAUUCCAAACCCUUGGCGCGUCUUACAAACUUGUAGACUUGUUAUUGAAAAUCAUUGCCAUGAGCUCGUCUUGUAUUAACCCAUUCUUCUACGGCUGGCUGAAUAACAAUUUCAGACGGGAAAUGGCCACCAUACUGGGGCGGAAUUUGAAAAAGAUUCAGAAAAGUUCAAAUGGAUUUACCACGUACAAUAACUCGAACCUGAAUUCAAAAGAAAACGAUGAUGACUCUGGAACCAAGUUAAAACAAAGCGGGUUGCUGUGAAUUACCCGUCUGUCUGUGAUUAAGAGAUUACUUGCCCUUGAUGAAUCCAAAACGGGUUAAGGAGGUUUCAAUUACUUGAGAAUUAGUGAAUUACACGAAUAUUUUCAGAGCAACAUUUGAUAAGAAUUUCGUUUUUAUAGGAUUAAUAAGGGCUUUUUUAUCAUGAAAUAUGUUCUUAAUUUACUCUCUCUCUCUCUCUCUCUCUCUCUCUCUCUCUCUCUCUCUCUCUCUCUCUCUCUCUGACUCUGAAAUGGUGUUGUAACCAUUUUGACGAUUCGUAAACUAACUCAGCUCAAACAAUGUUUGUUAAUGGUUGGUGCUUUUAUAUUUAUUGUAUGUAUUGUAUUGUAUUGUUAUCGAACAAUGUUUCAACUACUUGCGUGUGUUUCCAAAAAUAUUGUAAUUCGAACACUGCCGAAUAUUGUCCUUGAUGUGUUAUAUUUCAAUGUCUGCUAGGAAUACUCUUUGUUUAAAGCAUGUGCGACAGACUGUCAUUAUUUUUCCUCAAACAAAUGCAUGUACUCUAUGCAUUUGACUGAAGUUCAAAGAGUUUUAGAGACGAAAAUAUCAAUUUAACGCUGACAGUGGGUAGUAAUUUGUUUAUUAGCUGAUUACGGUAAUCCCAUGUGGGUGUUUUAUGGUUUUUUUCUCGACCUGAUUGAGAGACGAAUUCUAAAGGACUUUAUUUCGGGGUUUUUUUGAGAAACUGUUAGAUUCAAUCGACAAGAUACACGUAGAUAACAUAACAUCGAACGUAUUUUCCUAAUGAAUUGUCAUCUAUGGCAAAAAUUACUGUUUAGUGUAUGUUUAUUGCAUGUCUGUUGUUCAUCGUUAUGUUAAACAUAAAACAUUGAAAUUUG
Magallana angulata is the source of this 2337-nucleotide messenger RNA. RefSeq names its product neuropeptide F receptor-like. The transcript is spliced from 3 exons. Gene Ontology annotation, biological process: G protein-coupled receptor signaling pathway. Gene Ontology annotation, molecular function: neuropeptide Y receptor activity. Bases 365 to 1477 code for a protein of 370 amino acids. Gene Ontology annotation, cellular component: membrane. Lineage: Eukaryota; Metazoa; Mollusca; Bivalvia; Ostreida; Ostreidae. The record is from RefSeq and is a predicted model, not a curated record.